UGAGUUAGUUCACGUUCAGCCGGUGCACGUUUGCAAUAACAUGAAGAAAGACCAAACGAAUGAAGGAGAAUGAGAGAAUUUAACACACCGAAUGAUAUAGCUAACGAGCGAGCGCGCGAAUAAGAACGAACACAAACGAAUAUGAGGAGAAAUAAGACUUAAUACACCCGACAAUGUUUGAUCUCAAACAUUGGCUCAAAUCACUUGUGGUAAACAGUUGGUUUAGAUUGAUAUAACAUUCAAUUUAGGUUUAGUCUUUCGGUUGCUGGCAUACAGCACACACGUACCGCUUUUUAUUUUCUCAACAUUUUUAUUUUCUUCGUGUAUAUCAAGUGUGCCGAUAUCUAACGAUAACCGCGAUUUUAUUUUUUAAAUUCAACUUAGUGCGAAUGAUAAUUCGUAUUCAUUUGACUGGAUGUUAUUUAUUUUUUUAACAAAAAUAAUGUGUUAAAAAUCAAAUAACAAUUGUUUGAACCAUUUGUUGAAAUCGGUAUCCAUUCAAACUUAUUUCGGUGAUAGAAAAGUGAUUUGUUUUGUUGAUGUGUAAUAAUUUUAGUUGAGAACAACAAAGUGAUAAAUUAAACGAAUGUCAGAUAAACAAACAUGUGUCAAUGGUUAGCAAUUAAGUGUUGUUCUGUUGUCAGAGGAUCACAUGAAGUGCUUACACAAAGAUGUGAUUAGAGCUAGUGGUGUUGGUGUAUUAACAAUUUUCCGACGAAUUAAACGACUUUUACAAAUGAUGGCAUUGAUUAUGAUAGUUGCAUUUAUGACUUCGGUCUUGUAUCAGAAUGUGCAUGGUUUAAAAGAUUUGGAGUCUUAUCAUUUACCACUGACGGAGCCAUCGAAAACCACCAAUCAUCCAAUGAACAUUGGUCUUAAAAACCAUGCGAUCAACGAAGUGGCCGAUAUCAUAUCAAACCCAUCCAGGCCACAAGUGAACACAGCAAAGGCCAAAAAUAAUGACCGGCCAAAAGACAUUUUCGUCACCGAUUACCUCUUAAAACAGCGACACAUUCACGAAUUUAGUGUUACAGCCACACCAAAACCAACAACAACCAAUCUCAAUGAUAUAUUCAUCACGGUGAAAACAACCAAAUUAUACCAUGACACAAGAUUAGCGCUUAUAAUCAAAACGUGGUUUCAAUUGGCAAAAGAUCAAACAUGGUUUUUCACCGACACCGACAACCAGUUCUUUCAACACAAAACAAGCGGUCAUUUAAUCAACACAAACUGCUCCAUGGGACAUCUAAGAAAGGCAUUGUGCUGUAAAAUGUCCGUUGAAUUCGACACCUUUCUCGAAAGCGGAAAGAAAUGGUUCUGUCACUUUGAUGACGACAAUUAUGUGAAUAUACCAAAAUUAGUUGAACUGCUUAGCAACUACAGCCCAACAUUGGAUUGGUAUUUGGGAAAACCGAGUAUAGCAUCGCCACUUGAAAUCUAUGUAGAUAAUAAUGACGAUAAGCAACCGCAUAAGAAAAUUUCAUUUGUGUUUGCAACAGGUGGUGCCGGUUUUUGCAUAAGUCGAACGCUGGCAUUGAAAAUGCUACCGAUUGCUGGUUUUGGUAAAUUCAUGUCGAUUGGUGAUCGUAUUGGAUUGCCUGACGAUGUAACAAUGGGCUAUAUCAUCGAACACCUAUUGAAAGUGCCAUUGACUGUGAUCGAAACGUUUCAUUCACACUUGGAACCAAUGGACAUUCUUCCCAAAGAAACGUUCAAAGAACAGGUCACAUUUAGCUACGGUCACAUAAAGAAUAAUACAAACGUUUUACUUAUUGAUGGAUUCGAUGAUAAAAUCGAUCCAACACGAUUAUUAUCACUUCAUUGUCAUUUAUAUCCAAAUAUUUUGAAUGGCAAACUCUGUUCACCGCAAGCACUACAAAUGAACUGAACUGAUACACUGGAAUUCAAACUUCACGAAGAUGGAAUUAAAGGGAAUUGAAUCAGGGAACUAUACUCUGUUCUUAAGUAAGCAAUCACAAGUGCGCUAUUAGUUUUUAUUGUAAUUCAAUGUAAGUGUACAUAAACGAAAAGAAUACACGGUAUUUUACGUCAUCUUCUUCUAAAAAUACGGUCUUAUUAUGCUUUGGAUCAGGUUUCAUACCUCGAAAUAUGCCAAACCAUGAGCCUACGUACUCCAUAUAAAAUAACAAACUUAUUUCGAUAGACACAUCAAUUCGGCCAUAUCUAAAUAUGUCGAACAAAUAUUUUCAAUUCAAUUAACGCAAAAUAAUAUGAAACAUAAAUGCUUGCGAAUAUUGAAAUGCGAAAAAUAUUUUAUUUUGAUUGGAAAAUUAAAUUUAUCAUUUUUACAACGAUUCAAAUGGAAGUUCAAUUAUAAAUUAAUAAAAGAGUAAGCGAAUUUAUUGUAUAUACAAAACCAAUACAACUAAACAUAUUGUUAGCUGUGAUAAUAACAGAUUUAAAAAAAAAGGUAUUCAAAUAUCUAUAUAAUUUUAUACAAACGAAAUUAAACUUUGCAUCAAAUUGCCUCCUUCUUUCGAUUUUAAAUGAACUAUGAUCUAUUAAAAAUAAACAAAUUGUUCAUCUCCA
This is a messenger RNA of Contarinia nasturtii (swede midge), 2550 nucleotides long. Its product is annotated as fringe glycosyltransferase. Gene Ontology annotation, molecular function: O-fucosylpeptide 3-beta-N-acetylglucosaminyltransferase activity. NCBI's taxonomy places the organism in Eukaryota, Metazoa, Arthropoda, Insecta, Diptera, Cecidomyiidae. The transcript is spliced from 6 exons. Bases 653 to 1888 code for a protein of 411 amino acids. The record is from RefSeq and is a predicted model, not a curated record. Gene Ontology annotation, biological process: regulation of Notch signaling pathway. Gene Ontology annotation, cellular component: membrane.